Cheilinus undulatus (humphead wrasse) is the source of this 3664-nucleotide messenger RNA. It is a transcript of the gene smarcal1, whose product is annotated as SWI/SNF related, matrix associated, actin dependent regulator of chromatin, subfamily a-like 1. Gene Ontology annotation, biological process: replication fork processing; DNA repair. The transcript has 17 exons. The record is from RefSeq and is a predicted model, not a curated record. Bases 359 to 3100 code for a protein of 913 amino acids. Gene Ontology annotation, molecular function: ATP-dependent chromatin remodeler activity; ATP binding. Gene Ontology annotation, cellular component: nuclear replication fork. Lineage: Eukaryota; Metazoa; Chordata; Actinopteri; Labriformes; Labridae.
UACUGAAGUAGCAACAUGCCAACUAGCGUUAGCUACUUUCUGACAAUACGUCAUUUGCGUGCGUUGUUUCUUAAUCUUAGUUUUGGUCAAAUGCUAUCCAGUGAAAUAACUCCGCUUUAUGUCUAGAACCAUCGUGGCGCUGUCGAUGAAUUCUGCUGCUAAGUUUUAGCCGCCCACGCUAGCCACGUUAGCUUCGACCGCUAGCACUGCAAGUAUAUAAACGACCACAGUUGUGCUGUUUAUCCACAUGGGUCUGCAUUUUUGUGAGCAACUACAUGUCUUUGCUCGCCCCGCUAGCUACUUCUCAUAAGAGAUUAUUGUAUUUUAGUAAGCGUUGCUCGCUGUAGAGUUCUCCAUUAUGUCAAAUCAGCUAACUGCAGAGCAGUUGUUAAGGAUUGAGGAAAACAGAAAGAGGGCUUUGGAGAGAAGAGCUCAGAGACUUGGACAGACUACCAGUAGCAAUAAGCAGACCUCGGGGGUCUCCAACAGCACUUCUGGACAGGCGCAGCCCCCUAAACAAAGCACUGCUACCUUUAUUCAUCACAGAGAGACACCCAGCUCAGUCCCUGAACCGAAGCGGUUUGUCCCACCCUUUAAGAAGGACUCACAAGGCCUCCAUAGCCAGAAUCAUGGCCAAAAUCAUCAGAAUUUAUCUAGAACUAACAGCCAAAGCAACCACAAUAACCCGUUUAGCCCUCCUCCUACAAGACAGGCUCAAGUCAUUGACCCACUUCCUCAGACAACAAGUCAACGUGUGAGCAGUCCUGUCUUGUCGAGCGGAGGAAGCUUUGGUAUGAAGCCAGCUCAACCCAAGCCUAACCUCACCUCAAACAGCUCUGGUGGAGCAAUUGGCUCACUCUACAAGCAAACUAGUAAAGCUGCCCACAGCCCCGUAGCACAGCUUCCUCCAAACUCCUCAACUAUAAAUGGAGCACCUGCGAAGAAGCCUGCCAUCUCUGUAAGAGGAAAAUGUGUAUCUCACACAGAGGGACGCUUCAGAAUAGAAGUGGGCUAUCAUGCAGAGCUUAUUGCUGUUUUCAAAUCUCUCCCCUCAAAGAACUAUGACCCUGCUACAAAGAUGUGGAAUUUCAGCCUGGAGGACUACCAACAGCUAAUGGAGGAAGUGGCUUCUAUCCCCUCUGUGUCUUUGAGGCCUCUGGAGGGAAUGGAAGCACUGGACGUUGCUGCAGCCACUAGCCGAGCUCGUGACGGUGCAGCACUGGGGGCGCUGCUGAAGCUGUGCAAUGGCUGGCAGAAGCCUGGUGCCACGCUGCACGGCCAGUGCAUCCUGGUGUCUCAGACGAGGUUUGAGGUUGAUGUCGGUUACAAUGCCGAUGUCAUUGCAGCUUUCAAGCAGAUGCCAACGAAGAGCUAUGACAUGAAAACAAGAAAGUGGAGCUUUGCACUUGAGGACUACAAGAGACUGGUGGAUCUUCUUAGUGGGAUAGCAGCAGUGGAGGUGGAGCCUCUGCCCAGGGCAAUAGUCCAGGCCUUCUCUGCCAGCUUUGACGGAACUGAAGCCAGGUCUUUAGAUGUCCCUGAGGCAGACCUCUCCGGCAUCGACCCCUCGCUCACCCACAGCCUCAUGCCCUUCCAGAGGGAGGGAGUCAAUUUUGCAGUGUCCAAACAAGGCCGCCUCCUUUUGGCUGAUGACAUGGGCCUUGGAAAGACAGUGCAAGCCAUCUGUAUAGCAGCCUACUACAGGAACGAGUGGCCUUUGCUGGUGGUGGCUCCCUCCUCAGUGCGGUUCACCUGGGCCGAGGCCUUCAGACGCUGGCUCCCCUCCCUGACUGCUGACAACAUCAACGUGGUGGUGAAGGCCAAAGACAGUCUACGCUCCGGCCUGGUCAACAUCAUCAGCUACGACCUCCUGAGCAGGAUGGACAAGCAGCUGCCAGGAAACCCCUUCAGUGUUCUCAUUAUGGAUGAGUCUCACUUUCUGAAGAACAUGAAGACUGCUCGCUGUAAAGCAGCCUUGCCUCUCCUGAAGGCAGCAAAGAGAGUGAUUCUUCUGUCUGGGACCCCCGCCAUGUCCAGACCCUCUGAGCUGUACACCCAGAUCCUGGCUGUCAGGCCGUCACUCUUUCCUCGCUUCCAUGAUUUUGGGCAGCGCUACUGCGAUGCCAAACAGAUGGCCUGGGGUUGGGACUACUCGGGCUCCUCUAACCUUGGAGAGUUGAAGCUGUUGUUGGAGGAGUGUCUGAUGCUGCGUCGUCUCAAGUCCGAAGUCCUCUCCCAGCUUCCCUCGAAACAACGCAAGGUGGUCACAGUGACCAUAGACGGUGUCAACACCCGCACCAAAGCUGCUCUGUCUGCAGCCGCCAAGCAGUUAGCCAAGGGAACCCACAACAAAAAAGAAGAGAAGGAGGCCCUGCUCAUCUUUUUUAACCACACAGCCGAAGCCAAGCUACAAGCGAUUAUGGAGUACAUCACAGACAUGCUGGAGUGUGGGAGGGAGAAGUUUCUAGUGUUUGCCCAUCAUAAGCUGGUCCUGGAUCAUAUUAGUGGUGAACUGGGAAAAAAGAAUGUCCCUUACAUCCGUAUCGAUGGGACCACUCCAUCAGCUGAACGGCAGCAGCUCUGUGAGAAGUUCCAGUUCUCAACCAAGAGCUGUGUGGCUGUUCUCUCCAUCACUGCGGCUAACAUGGGUCUGACCUUGCACUCUGCUGACCUGGUGGUCUUUGCCGAGCUGUUCUGGAACCCAGGGGUUCUCAUUCAGGCGGAGGACAGGGUGCACCGCAUUGGACAAACUUGCAAUGUGAACAUUCACUACCUGGUUGCCAAGGGAACUGCUGAUGAUCACCUGUGGCCGAUGAUCCAGAGUAAAAUGAACGUGUUAGAGCAGGUCGGCCUGUCUGAGUCCAACCUGUCAGACAAAGCAGUCAACGCCAGCUUCCACUCUAAGGAUCCAAACCAGAAGAGCAUCAUGGAGAUGUUCCAGCGGUCUUUCACCGCCGAUGAUGACAUGGACGAGGCCAUCCUACUGGAGGCUGCGAACGACUGGGAGGACUCCCCGUCUGAAAACAGCUGUGGUCAGCAGCAAGGCAUGCUGGGAGUGAGCCCCAGUAAAAGGAGUAUUAAAGACUAUUUCAGCAGAUGAUCGGGAGAUGUUGCUGUUGACGCCCGCUUCCUUCCCUCUUCGUUUUUAUCCGCCACAUCAUGACUGAACAAAACAGCCUUAAAUAAAGAUUUAUUUUUGCUUCUGAAAGAAAAUGAACAAUUUUUGAAUGUAGUUGCUCUUUGUCUUUUAAUCUUUCUGAAAAUGUAGCCUGACUGUUUGCAUUGGGAUGCCAUUUUUACAUUUCUAAUGAGUCCUAUCAAUCAGCAUGAGGAAGACGAUGUCAUUUCAGCUUCAUAGUAAAUGUAUAAGGCCUCGUAUUUAAUAACACUAACACUGGCUUCACAAAUGAUGCUGAUGUAUCUCCACACCUGUGAAGUGAUUCUGUCAUUAUUAACAUCCUGAGACCUGAACUUUUGUUUGAAAGGCAUUUUAAGUUUCUUUCACUCAGUGGGGAUAAGUAGAUCUGAUCAUUUUAGAAGCUCAUCCUUGUUUUGGAACAGGAAUUAAAUUUGACCAAAAAUAAUGUCCAGUAUCAACAAAUUCCGUGAAAUUUCAAAGAAACUACCAACAAUUUCCUAUUUAAACUUUCACAUAAAAAGUACC